Phytophthora sojae is the source of this 876-nucleotide messenger RNA. RefSeq lists its product as hypothetical. Gene Ontology annotation, biological process: mitochondrial respiratory chain complex I assembly. The record is from RefSeq and is a predicted model, not a curated record. Gene Ontology annotation, cellular component: mitochondrion. Gene Ontology annotation, molecular function: S-adenosylmethionine-dependent methyltransferase activity. NCBI's taxonomy places the organism in Eukaryota, Oomycota, Peronosporomycetes, Peronosporales, Peronosporaceae. The annotation marks the transcript as partial. The transcript is spliced from 5 exons.
AAGAGGCAGCAGCGCAACAACGCCGCGCUCCUGGAGAACAGCGACGAGUACGAGUAUCUCAAGGACGAGGUCGCGCGCCGGCUGAUUGACCGCCUGGAGGACAUUGAGCGCGAGUUCCCGUUGGCGCUGGACCUGGGCUGCGGAAGCGGGCACCUCUACAAGAACCUGAGCGUGGACGACGGGCUCGGAGGCGUCAAGAAGCUGAUCCAAUGCGACUCCGCUGGCGCCUGCUCUGACGCUCGUUCGCUUGGUGUUUAUGUGCCUGCAGUGGAGACGGCGCGCAUGGUGGUGGACGAGGAGUUCCUUCCGUUCCCCAAGCACCACUUCGACCUGGUCAUGAGCUCUCUGAGUCUGCACUGGGUGAACGACCUCGAGAGCACCUUCCACCAGGUGCUCGACACGCUCAAGCCCGACGGCGCGUUCAUCGGCGCCGUGCUGGGCGGAGACUCGCUGCAGGAGCUGCGGAGCGCCUUCAUCCUCGGCGACCAGGAGCGGCAGGGCGGCAUCUCGCCGCACAUUUCCCCCUUCAUGAACGUCGCCGACGCCGGCAACCUGCUGUCGGCCACGGGCUUCAACUUGUGCACAGUGGACACGGACUACAUCCAGGUGGACUACCCGAACGCCUUCGUGCUCAUGGAGCAUCUGCGCGGCAUGGGCGAGAACCACGCCGUGCAGUCGCGCGGCGCCCCCGCCUCGCGCGACUCGCUGCUGGCCGCCGCCUCCAUCUACCAGUCCAUGUUCGGCCAGCCCGACGGCACGGUGCCGGCCACGUUCCAGGUCAUCUACCUCAUCGGCUGGUCGCCGCACGAGUCGCAGCAGAAGCCGCUGCGCCGCGGCUCGGCCCAGCACUCGCUCAAGGAGCUCGGCCACGCCUAA